AUGCUGCUGCUGUCAGUAGGCACACUGACUCCGCUGCAGUACGGGCUCACUGUGAACCUGAUCACAAAACAGGUCAACCCCGAUGUUGUGUACGAAGGAGGCCGACAUUUCAUCGGCCCCUGGAAGAGCUUCCUUGCCUUCCCUUCCACCCGGGUGACGGUGUCCUUCGACAACAAACAGGGCUCCUAUGGGCCUCUGCAGACGCGGACGAAGGACGGCCUUGCCCUCACGCUGCAGUUGGCCUUCCAGUACAGGAUCAACAAGGAUAAAUUGAGAAAGCUCUUUGCACUUGCCAAUCAGCAGUACGAGCCUCUCUUUGUGCGCAAUGCCCGUGACGUGUUGCUCAAGGCAGCGGCAGACUACGAGGCAUACCAGUACUGGCUGGAAAGAGAGAAGAUUGGACAAGAGAUGAAGGAGACAUUAGAUUUACGACUAGCGCAGGUCUACGCAAACUGCGGCGGGCUGCAGAUCAUGGUGAUUGACUUGCCGCCGGAGUUUGAGACUUCCAUUGUGCAAACGCAGGUCAUGGAGCAAAUGCAGCAGACCAAGCAGAACGAGCAGCAAGCGAGCAGGAUCGAGGCUGACACGGACGUCCUGAACUCGACGUAUACCAGGAACGUUACCAUCACGCGCAAUGGCGCCGACGCGCUUUUUACUCAGGCGCUGGGCAUUGCAAAGGCCAAGGCUCAGCAGAAGCUGCUGGCGGUGGAGGCCAGCACCAUGAAGAAGGUGCAGAAUCAGUUGAAGCUGACGCCUGAGCAGAUGGUUGCCUAUCAGCAGUUCAUGUCCUACCACUCCAUGAUGAAUGCGUCCUUUGUGUUUGGUCUCGGAAAUGCUUUGGUCACGCUGCCCAACAACGUUUAG
Molecule: messenger RNA, 864 nt
Organism: Effrenium voratum
Lineage: Eukaryota; Dinophyceae; Suessiales; Symbiodiniaceae
Source: the annotation of a GenBank genome assembly